AUAAACUUUACCUGUUAUUGUCAUCGCUAUUAUUAACUCUUAAAUUAUUUUCAUAAUGUUUAGAGGUGAUAAUCCGCACUCUCUAAGUUAUGAACAGCAAGCUAAGUUCAUUCAAGAUCGGAUUACUAAUGUGGAAAAGAACUUUGGAGAACUUUGUGUUGCAUUCGGUGAUUACACCAGAAAAACAGCCAGAUUACGUGAUAUGGGAGAUGAAUUGGUUAAAGUGCUUAAGGAUUACGCCAACAACGAGAUCGUAAAUAAAUCUUUGAGCAACGGCCUAGAAAACCUCUCUACUACAUUAACAGCAAUUGAAGAAUAUAGAAAUUGCGAAGUACAGCGGCUAGAAGCUAAGGUGAUUGGAGAGCUGUGCCAAUACGAAACAAUUUGUAAACAUGCCAGAGAAGAGCUUAAGCAUACAAUGAACGUCCGCGAAAAGGAGCUCGCACGCAAGAAAGUGCUAGACAAAGCUAGAGAGAGGCAGCCGUUUAACCGACAGCAAGUUACAUAUGCAGAAUCUGAGCUUCUCAAGGCGUCUGCGGAAAUGUCUCGUACUGCAAAAGGUUUGAGUGAGCAGACAGAGUUCUUCGAGCGGCGAAAACUACAGCAACUCAAGACGCUUCUUUCAGACUUUGUCAUGAUAGAAAUGACUUUCCACGCGAAGGCAGUGGAAUUACUUACGGUUGCUUAUCAACAGAUCAGUGACAUCAAUGAUAAAGCUGACCUAGAGAACUUCAGAAGAAAGCUCCGAUCACCUGAAAAACAACCCAAUCCUGGAAUGUCCGUUAGAUCUUCGUCUCUCGCUUCGCUCAUGAAUCCGCAGUCUCCCACGAAUGAUGACGACUCUGCGGAAUCUGAGGAAACGGAUGAAGAUUCUUCCGAAGAGACUGAAUCACGUUGA
Spodoptera exigua (beet armyworm) is the source of this 898-nucleotide messenger RNA. Lineage: Eukaryota; Metazoa; Arthropoda; Insecta; Lepidoptera; Noctuidae. The record is from the annotation of a GenBank genome assembly.